UGUGUUCAGUGGCAUUCCUUGGUUACAAUUAUUUUGGAUUGAAAGAUUUCGAACUCUGGCGCUGCCCUGUUGGGAUGUUGUGGCGGGAGGCGUUUUGUUUACCUAGAGCGCUAGUGGUGGGCUCAAGAGGAGGUGAGAAUCCGAGGGGGUUCUGAGGCGUCUCUGAAGCCGGUGGGCUCUGCGAUGAAGAAGAUUUUUGGCUUUGGGAAUCGGAAGGGCAAGUCGCCCUUGGGCUCGUUAACUAGCCCGCGGAGCAAAGGCGUUGGCAUGAUGGCUGAGACUGGUAAUACAGUCCCCUUGGGGUCUGGGUACCACAUCCGAGACAAAGAUCUGGGUAAGAUCCACAAAGCUGCCAGCGUGGGCGACGUAGCGAAAGUGCAGCAGCUUCUAUUGCUCCGGAUAAAUGGCUUGAAUGACAGAGACAGGAUGAACAGGACUGCUCUGCAUCUGGCCUGUGCCUGUGGUCACCUGGGAGUGGUGACUCUGCUAACAGACAGGAAAUGCGAGCUGAACCUCCGUGACAAUGAGAACAGGACAGCUCUGAUGAAGGCCGUACAGUGUCAAGAAGAAGAGUGUGUGAGUCUCCUGCUGGAAUGUGGUGCUGAUCCAAAUAUAAUGGACAUCCAUGGCAACACCGCUCUCCACCACGCAGCCCUGGGUUGGAACAUCACGAUAGCCGCAAAGCUGCUGCAACACCAGGCAGAUAUGGAAGCAAGGAACAAGGAUGAUCUCACACCCCUUUCACUUGCUGUACGUGAAAACAAUCAGCAAAUGGUGGAAUUUUUAGUAAAAAGAAAUGCAAACGUACAUGCGGUUGAUAAGAUGAAAAGCAAUCACAAACUAAUUUUUGAAUCUAAAGAAGAAGGGAGGUGUAAAAUAUCUUCUGAGAACAGCAAUCUAGUGGAUGAGUGUUCUGAAGAAGACUCUGUAAGCAGUCUUUCCAAAAAACCUGGCAUUGAUGAUUCAUGGCCUACAUCAGAUGAUGAAGACUUUGAUUUUGAUACCAAGAAUGUCGUGAAACCAAGCUUAGCAAAGCUAAUGACUGCUGUUCAACAAUCCCAGAAAAACAUAGAAGCAAAAUAUGCCAUUGUGAGACCUGAAAAUAAGAUCUUCUAUGAGGACAAUAAAUCUCAUAGUGAGAAUGAAGAUCUGGCUGAGACCCUUCCCAAACCGUCAAAAACAGUCCAGGGCCUUUCUCAUCCUGAUUUUCCAUCACCUGAACCUCUUGUAAAACCUCCUUUCAUGCCUUUAACAGUCACUGGUCUUGCAAAGGAAGAAGCAAUAAAGCCGGCAAUUGGAAAAAAAGAAAAUGGUGUGGAUAUUAUUGAAAGUGCUCCACAAGAGCAAACCAGUAAUGACAAUUUGACUUACGUUGAUGGAGCACACAAAAGUAAUAGAAGUGAUAAAAUGUUAGCAGUAGGAUUAGAAGAAGAAGAAGAAGAAGAAGAAGAUGUAGAAUCACCUUGGGAUUCUGAGAGUUUCUCUGCAAGCCUUCCACAGAAGUAUGUUGAUCAUUUCUCUGGCACUGCAGAUCAAAGAGGAAAAAAUACACUUACUGGACAAGUAGAAGAUUCUCCUGAAAAAUAUCCUCACUUGAAGCUUACUGUUGAAGCAAAAGAUCCUGACCCUAACAAAGCUGUAGGAAUGGAGGAUGUGCAAACACCCACAUCAGAUUUGUCAGCAGAACUAGACUUAGAAAUUACAUCAGAAGAAGGGCAAGAAAGCCUUGAUGGAAGUGAAAAUAAUUACCCACAGAUUGAAGAAGAAAAGAAGCACGAAAGUAGUGAAAUGGAAGUAACAGAACACAUAUAUAAUGCUGCUGCUGAUGACAGCCGUGGAUUAAUUCAAGAAAGAAAGAGUGGAAAAACUGAUGACCAGCAAUUUCCUAUUAUGGAGAAUGAAGAUUCUGAUAGGUCAGCAAAAAGAACAUCUAAUGAAGAGAUCAAGGUCAAAGAGCAAAUGAAUUCGGUAGAUGACCUUGAAGACUUAACUCAAUCUUCUGAAACAGUUUCAGAACAUUGGGAGUUGCCUUACUCCAAUUAUCAGAAUUCCAUGUUGCUAAUUGAACAACUUGGCAUGGAUUGUAAAGAUUCUGUUAGCUUGUUGAAAAUUCAAGAUGCCAUUAUUUCAUAUGAAAGAUUAAUAGAACUUAGAAAAAAUCACUGUGAGUCACUUACAGGAAAAAUAAAAAAAAUGGAAAAUAAGGUUAGUGGACUACAAAAAGAGCUAUCAGAAACAAAAGAAAUGAAAUCACAGUUAGAGCAUCAAAAAGUGGAAUGGGAACAAGAACUCUGCAAUUUGAGAUUUACCUUACAACAAGAAAAAGAGAAAAGAAGAAACACUGAUAUGUUAUAUAAAAAAAUCAGGGAGCAGUUAAGAAAAAAAGAAGAGCAAUAUAGUAAAGAAGUGGACAUGAAACAACAACUUGAAAUCACUCUUCGAACACUAGAUAUGGAAUUGAAGACUGUAAGAAAUAAUUUCAAUCAGGUUGUGGAAGAGCUAAAUGACUCUCAGAGGCAACUUUCUCGAGAACAAAAUGCCAGAAUAUUACAAGAUGGAAUUCUGACCAAUCUCCUUUGCAAACAAAAGGAGGUGGAAACAGCUCAUAAGAAAAUGAAUUCUGAGGUUUCUGAGAGUCCUGAAAAAGAUCUGUUGCAUGAAAACCGCAUGUUGCAGGAUGAAAUUGCCAUGUUGAAACUGGAAAUAGACACCAUGAAAAAUCAGAAGCAGGAAAUGGAAAAGAAGUAUUUGGAGGACAUUGCCAUUGUAAAAGAAAAGAACGACCGUCUUCAAAGGACAAUAAAACUGAAUGAGGACACACUAAUGAAAACAAUAUUUCAAUGUAAUGGACAGCUGAAUGUUCUGACAGCUGAGAAUACAAUGCUAAACUCUAAACUGGAGAGUGAAAAACAAAACAAAGAAAGAUUGGAAACAGAAGUUGAAUCGUACCGUUCUAGACUGGCUGCUGCGAUCCAUGAUCAUGAGCAAAGUCAGACAUCAAGAAGAGACCUAGAACUUGCUUUCCAGAGAGCAAGAGACGAAUGGUUUCAUUUACGGGACAAAAUGAAUUUUGAUAUGUCUAACCUAAAAGAUAACAGUGAGAUUCUUUCUCAACAACUUUCUAAGGCUGAAAGUAAAUUCACUAGUCUAGAAACUGAGUGCCAUCACACAAGAGUUGCUCUUAGAGAAACAACUUCAGUUUUAGAACGUGUUCACAGAGACCUAAGCCAAACACAAUGUAAGAAGAAGGAAAUUGAACACAUGUAUCAAAAUGAACAAGAUAAAGUGAAUAAAUACAUUGGAAAGCAGGAAUCCUUAGAGGAGAGAUUUUCUCACCUACAAAGUGAAAAUAUGUUGCUACGACAGCAACUGGAUGAUGCUCACAACAAAAGUGACAAUAAAGAAAAGACAGUAAUUAAUAUCCAAGACCAGUUUCAGGAUAUCAUAAAAAUACUUCGAGCUGAAAGUGAAAAACAAGGUCGUAUGCUAGAAGAAAGAAAUAAAGAGUUAAUCAAAGAAUGUAAUCAUUUAAAAGAAAGAAUUAGUCAAUAUGAAACUGAUAAAGCAGAAAGAGAGGUAGUUAUUAGACAACUUCAACAAGAAUUGGCUGAUACCCUAAAAAAACAAUCUAUGUCAGAGGCUUCACUGGAGGUUAUAUCACGUUAUCGUAUGAAUUUAGAAGAUGAGACACAGGAUUUAAAGAAGAAAUUAAAUGAAAUCAGAAAUCAAUUGCUUGAAGCAAACGAUCGACAUACAGAGGCCGUAAGAUAUGCUGAGAAGACGCAAGAUCACAUGCAAAAGCUUGAAACUGAAAAUGCUGAGUUAAAAGUGACAAUUGAAAAGCAAGUGGGCAGAUUUGAACAGCUUCAGAGAAACCUCUUACGUAUAAGUUCAUCUGAGAAUGAAAAGGAACAAUUGAAGAAAUGUGUUGAAUUAAAACAAUCUCUGGAAUAUAGUUUGGAUGAAGAAAUGAAGAAAAAUGGUGAAUUAGAAAAAGAGAUUACCAGAUUUAAGAAACUCUUAAAAAUUGCAAGAAGGAAGUUAAAUGCAUACGAAAAUGGAGAGCUUAGUUUCCCUGGAGAUUUGAAACCCAAUCAAAUUGAAGUGGAUAUUCAGAUUAAUAUGUUAAAACAGAAGAUUGAUGAUCUCACAGCAAAACUGGAAAUUACAUCUUCAGAACGUCUACGUCUGGAUGAAAAAAAUCAAUUUCUUCAACGGGAGUUAUUAUCUAUGAAAGGAAUACAAAAGAAAUGUGAAAAACUAGAGAAUAAAAAUAUGGAGUUGAAACAAGAAUUAUUUAACCUCAAAAGUCAUAUAGAAAUGAAUAUGGUAGAAUACAGUGAAGUAGAACUGUAUAAACGGGAGAUUGAAGAACGAGCAAGGCAGGAAGUAGUAGAAAAAUUAAAAGAAGUCAAUCUAUUUUUACAGGCACAAGCAGCAUCUCAAGAAAACUUAGAACAGUUAAGAGAGAACAACUAUGUUUCAAUGAAAAGUCAAAUGGAACUCAGAAUUAAAAGUCUGGAAUCUGAACUCUCUAAAAUGAAAACUGCUCAAGAAGAUUCUAAUAAAAUAGAAUUGGAAAAAUAUAAGCUACUCUAUCUAGAGGAAUUAAAAGUUAGAAAGUCAUUGGCAACUAAACUAAACAAGACUAAUGAUAGGCUGGCAGAGAUCAGUACCCAGCUUCUUGUGAAGGAACGGCAGAACACUUUACUCAGCACUGCUCUUACGAGGCCAGUCCUGGAGCUGCCUUGUGUUGGAAGUUUUAAUACGAGGUUACUCCUCAGUAGAAAUCCUGCUCCAAGAGAAAACUUGGUGAUUAGUACGUCAGCCUCACAGACUUCAAAUGAUAGUAUGGAGGCUUAUUUGACCAAGAUGCAGCGGGAGUUGGAAAAAAAUAUAACUAGAGAACUAAAAGAAGGUGCUGCUGAAUUUGAAUCUGAAUCCUGUAGACUUUUUCCUCCAGUAUCUACUGAUGAUCUAGUUUUGAAAGCGUCACAAGAAUAUGUACAGAUUUUGAAUAAAAAGUAUAUGAUCUGAAACACAAAUAGUACAAAUUUAUUUACUGGACUGUUUAUAUAACACUUUGUUUCCCAUGUAACAUAUGGC
Rhinolophus ferrumequinum (greater horseshoe bat) is the source of this 5106-nucleotide messenger RNA. It is a transcript of the gene ANKRD26, whose product is annotated as ankyrin repeat domain containing 26. NCBI's taxonomy places the organism in Eukaryota, Metazoa, Chordata, Mammalia, Chiroptera, Rhinolophidae. Gene Ontology annotation, molecular function: protein binding. The record is from RefSeq and is a predicted model, not a curated record. The coding region runs from base 184 to 5037 and encodes 1617 amino acids. The transcript is spliced from 32 exons.